This is a messenger RNA of Suillus fuscotomentosus, 558 nucleotides long. RefSeq lists its product as uncharacterized. Bases 1 to 558 code for a protein of 185 amino acids. The record is from RefSeq and is a predicted model, not a curated record. The transcript has 3 exons. NCBI's taxonomy places the organism in Eukaryota, Fungi, Basidiomycota, Agaricomycetes, Boletales, Suillaceae. Gene Ontology annotation, molecular function: protein binding; FAD binding.
AUGUUCGACGUUAUCACAUUAUCUCAAUUCCUUUCUAUCCAGGAGAAGGGUGUCUCAGCAUGGUCCUUUGAGCCAGACUACGAAACUAUUAAUUCACCUUUGGUUCAUGCUCGCAUGGAAAUCACUUUCCUUCCCGAUCCUGCAUCCGCCUCGCGCGUGCAGUCAAAUUUACCCCUACCCAAAUUGAACGAGGUCUACUAUUGGGAAAUCAAGAUGUUUGAUCUUCCCGAAACUACUACAGUUGCCGUUGGACUGGCCACCAAACCCUACCCACCUUUCCGACUUCCAGGUUUAAACCCUUUCUCCGUCGCUUACCACUCCAACGGUGGCAAGUGUUACAAUUAUCCCUUCACUGCAUCACCAUUCGGUCCUCUACUCAAAGGGGAUGUAGGCACUGGGCCAGCAGGUCUGGUAGUAGCGUUAAUGCUCCUCCAGAACGGUAUACCAGUUCGUAUCAUUGACAAAGACCCUAACCCUCGAAUCGGACAGCGUGGUCCUGGAAUCUGGCCACGCUCCUUCGAACUCUUCAACUUCCUGAAUGUCCCAGAAGUCAACUAA